Drosophila yakuba is the source of this 1452-nucleotide messenger RNA. Its product is annotated as antigen 5 like allergen Cul n 1. The transcript is spliced from 3 exons. The record is from RefSeq and is a predicted model, not a curated record. The coding region runs from base 523 to 1284 and encodes 253 amino acids. NCBI's taxonomy places the organism in Eukaryota, Metazoa, Arthropoda, Insecta, Diptera, Drosophilidae.
AUAGCAUUCAGUUGUGCAAAUGUGCCUGUGAGCUUAUAGUUGUUUUUCAGCGCAUUGACACAGCGCUUUAAAUAAAAAUACAACCAAACAGCGCUUUAAAUAACUUAAUAGUUAUAAACCAUGACGAUUAAAACUCCGCUCGCACAAGGUUUGUGUCCACGGUUUGGCCCCCACAGGGAUUAUAUCUUGACAUUUUGAAAAAGUCUACGAAAUUAUUCGCAAUUAUUUUUCAACAUUUAAAAAUGAACAGCAGCAUUUGAGAAGGUUCACUUGGUUAAAGAAAUCUACACUUAGGGUAAACAAGGAGCUUAGAUUUACUCAUAAAGCCCACUGUACUCGAAUGUGCAUUCAUUAAAUCAGCAUAUAAGUAUGUUUUUUUUUUUUUAAAACACUUGUUUACUUCGUUUUCAAAACAGCCAGGCUGCGGCCUAAAUAAAUACGUGAGUCGCUCCAUUCAUUUAAAGUUACGUCUGCUUGCAAAAUGUGUAAACAAUUUAGUAAUUUUCCGUACAUGAAACCAAAAUGUCACGAUCUCUAUUUUGGAUUGCCCCUUUACUCUUGGUCCUUGUGACUGCUUUUUCUUCAGCUCAAAACUAUUGUGAUCCGGAACUGUGUCCCAGUGGAAGACACGUGGCCUGCCAAUCCAGCGGACGCUUUGUGAGCGGCUGCAGCGGCGAGUUCGUCCAAGUGGAUGCCCACAUCCAGUUGAUCCUCCAGCUGCACAAUGAGCGCCGUAACCUGAUCGCUGGCGGUGGAGUCAGUGGCUUCCCCAGUGCCGUGCAAAUGGCCACAAUGGCCUGGGAUGCGACACUGGCCCAACUGGCCGCCUACAAUGCGCUGCAGUGCCGCAUGGCGCACGACGAAUGCCGCAACACGAACACAUAUCGCUAUGCGGGCCAGAAUCUGAGCAUCCUGUUCACCCGGAGCGUGGAUGUGGCGGUCUUUCUGCGCCAGAGAAUCGCCGCCUGGUUCGAUGAGAAUCGGGAUGCGACCAGUGGCGACAUUGAGAGCUACCAGAUGCGUGGAGGACCAGCAAUUGGCCACUUCACCACGAUGGUCAACGAACGUAAUAACCGAGUGGGAUGUGCGAUUGCCCGUUUUACGGACGCCAAUAACGUGCAGGCCACUCUGUUGGUCUGCAAUUACGCGGUCACCAAUGUGUUGAAUAACCCGGUCUAUAGGGCGGGUCCUGCCGCCUCGGAAUGUACUACUGGUCGGAACUCCAACUAUCCGAAUCUCUGCUCCCCAAACGAGGUGUACAACUACAAUCAGUGGUCGGGAUAAUGCAAUUGAUGCUAUUUAGCGUGCAAUUUGCAAAAGUAAAUGUGCUGAAUUGUUUAUAUUUGUACUCGUCCUGGAUUUUUGCAUGUACUUUACCAGUUUUUUGUGUUUAUUUUUUCAAAAUUGGGCUAUCUAUCGAAUUCAAAACGGAAAUCGAAUGUUGCAUGGAAA